AUGGCACCUGCCGGCUGCUGCUGCUGCUACUGCUGGGGCGGAGCUGUGGCCGCUGCGGGCGCCGCGGGGCGCGUCCUGGUGGUGGUGCUGCUGCUGGGGGUCCUGUCCCCCGGGUCGCGAUCGGGCGCCCUGGCCACGGAACACUACUCGCCACUGUCUCUGCUCAAGCAGGAACUGCAGCACCGGCAGCAGCAGGAGGCCCCGGCGGGCGGUGGCGGCUGCAGCCCGCCGUCCGGGGACUGGGGGGACCAGUACUCGGCUGAGUGCGGCGAGUCAUCCUUUUUGAACUUCCAUGAUCCAGAUUGCGAACCCAAAGGAUCGCCACCCUGUGACUCGUUGCUUUCCCUCAACACUGAAAAGAUUCUGAGCCAGGCCAAGUCUAUUGCAGAACAAAAAAGAUUCCCGUUUGCUACUGAUAAUGACAGCACAAAUGAAGAGUUAGCUAUUGCUUAUGUGUUGAUUGGCAGUGGUCUCUAUGAUGAAGCAAUAAGACAUUUUUCCACAAUGCUUCAGGAGGAGCCUGAUCUGGUUAGUGCAAUUUAUGGCCGAGGGAUAGCCUAUGGAAAGAAGGGACUACAUGACAUUAAGAAUGCUGAGCUUGCUCUGUUUGAACUGAGCCGAGUAAUUACCUUGGAACCAGAUCGUCCAGAGGUAUUUGAGCAGCGUGCAGAAAUUCUGUCUCCUCUGGGAAGAAUUAAUGAAGCAGUGAAUGAUCUCACUAAAGCUAUUCAGCUUCAACCGUCAGCACGGCUAUACAGACAUCGGGGGACCCUCUACUUCAUCUCAGAAGACUAUGCAACAGCCCAUGAAGAUUUUCAGCAGUCCUUAGAAUUGAACAAAAACCAGCCUAUAGCUAUGCUAUACAAAGGUUUAACUUUCUUUCACAGAGGACUUUUAAAGGAAGCUAUUGAAUCCUUCAAAGAAGCUUUGAAGCAAAAAGUUGAUUUUAUUGAUGCAUAUAAAAGUUUGGGGCAGGCCUAUAGAGAGCUGGGCAAUUUUGAAGCAGCCACUGAGAGCUUUCAAAAGGCACUAUUGCUCAACCAAAAUCAUGUACAGACCCUCCAACUCCGAGGAAUGAUGCUUUAUCACCAUGGCAGCUUACAGGAAGCCCUUAAAAACUUCAAGCGGUGCCUACAGCUUGAGCCUUAUAACGAGGUGUGCCAGUAUAUGAAAGGACUUAGCCAUGUUGCAAUGGGACAGUUUUAUGAAGGGAUAAAAGCACAAACUAAAGUUAUGCUGAAUGAUCCCCUCCCAGGUCAGAAGGCUAGCCCAGAGUAUCUUAAAGUAAAAUAUCUGCGAGAGUAUUCUCGAUAUCUCCAUGCACACCUUGAUACGCCCCUUACGGAAUAUAACAUUGAUGUGGAUCUGCCUGGAAACUUUAAAGACCACUGGGCUAAAAAUCUGCCUUUCCUCAUAGAAGACUAUGAAGAGCAGCCAGGAUUGCAACCCCACAUAAAAGAUGUGUUACAUCAGAAUUUUGAGAGUUAUAAGCCUGAAGUACAAGAACUGAUUUGUGUAGCUGAUCGUUUGGGAUCAUUAAUGCAAUAUGAAACUCCUGGUUUCCUUCCAAACAAGAGGAUACACAGAGCCAUGGGUUUGGCAGCAUUGGAAGUCAUGCAAGCUGUGCAACGUACAUGGACCAACUCGAAGGUUCGCAUGAAUGGAAAAACACGACUAAUGCAGUGGAGAGACAUGUUCGAUAUCGCAGUGAAGUGGAGACGGAUUGCUGACCCAGACCAGCCAGUGCUGUGGUUAGAUCAAAUGCCAGCACGAAGUCUGAGCAGAGGUUUCAACAACCACAUUAAUUUAAUCAGGGGUCAGGUGAUUAACAUGAGAUACCUGGAAUAUUUCGAGAAAAUUCUUCAUUUUAUUAAAGAUAGGAUUCUUGUUUAUCAUGGAGCUAAUAAUCCUAAAGGAUUGUUGGAAGUUAGAGAAGCUCUGGAAAAGGUACACAAAGUAGAAGACCUUCUUCCAAUUAUGAAGCAGUUUAAUACUAAAACAAAGGAUGGAUUUACUGUGAACACCAAAGUUCCCAGCCUCAAAGAUCAAGGGAAGGAAUAUGAUGGAUUUACAAUUACUAUCACAGGCGACAAGGUUGGCAAUAUACUAUUUUCUGUGGAAACUCAAACCACAGAAGAAAGAACACAAUUAUAUCAUGCUGAAAUAGAUGCACUUUAUAAAGAUCUAACAGCAAAAGGAAAAGUACUCAUUCUUUCGUCAGAAUUUGGGGAGGCUGAUGCCGUUUGUAACUUAAUCUUAUCCUUAGUUUACUACUUUUAUAAUUUAAUGCCACUCUCUAGAGGAUCCAGUGUAAUAGCUUACUCAGUGAUCGUGGGAGCACUGAUGGCAAGUGGAAAAGAAGUGGCAGGAAAAAUUCCCAAAGGGAAGUUAGUCGACUUUGAAGCUAUGACAGCCCCUGGUUCAGAGGCCUUUAGCAAAAUAGCUAAAAGCUGGAUGAACUUGAAAAGUAUUUCACCUUCUUAUAAGACCCUUCCAUCAGUGUCAGAGACGUUCCCAACGUUAAGAUCGAUGAUCGAGGUGCUAAACACUGACUCCUCUCCACGUUGUCUUAAGAAACUCUAGUUAUACUGUGGUAUUUAUACAAGUAAAGGGCCGGACCUCUUGCUUAAGUUAUUUUUUAAACAUGGAAUUGUAAAAGAAAUUAGGUCCUUUAUUACUUUUGAUACCAAUUUUUGAUAGGAAUUGAAUACUUGAAUCAUUUUCUUUACUUUUCUGAACCAUGACAAAAAUCAUGAAAGAAGGUUUGUUUUUUGGUUUUUUUUUUUUCGGGGGAAAAAGCUAUUUGUCUGGGAGGAAAACUGUAUGUAUUAGCCAAUGGUCUGUUGGUUUCCACUUCACAAAGGCCUACAGUUCCUUCCUUACAGCAAAAAAGUUUACUUCAAAAACCAAAAAGUAGUAAUUAAAAGGAAGAAAACCAACAGUAAAACAGGAGUGUCUUCAUUCCUUGAAAGAUAUGGAUAUUUUUCAAAGACUUUCUUUUUAUGUGCAUUGUGAUAGCGCAUCUUGUUUUUCACAUAACCUCCAUGUGCGGAUACCUUGUUGUAUUUGAACUGUGGAAGGUUUGCGGGCCAUGAACACAUGCCACAGAGCCCACAGCCUGGAACACUGAUCUUGAAUGAUGCUGACAGUAUUUGCCAAUGACCCAAACACUGAAUUAUUGAACCAUGUUUUUUCUCUUUUUUUUUUUGAAAAAAUAAACAGGAGUGAUUUGUAUUUGUUGGAAAAAAUAAACAGGGGUGAUUUCUAUAAGUCACCAGUUUUUGACACUGGAUUAUGUAUGCUUUUAUUUUGUGAACUACUUGCACUUUCAGGUGUGAGAACGUACUGAGUAUUAUUUUUUUUUAUUUUCAGACAGGGUAAAUAAAUGACGGUGAGCAAAAUGGGUUCAUUAAAC
Talpa occidentalis (Iberian mole) is the source of this 3415-nucleotide messenger RNA. It is a transcript of the gene TTC13, whose product is annotated as tetratricopeptide repeat domain 13. The record is from RefSeq and is a predicted model, not a curated record. Gene Ontology annotation, molecular function: protein binding. The coding region runs from base 1 to 2583 and encodes 860 amino acids. The transcript has 23 exons. NCBI's taxonomy places the organism in Eukaryota, Metazoa, Chordata, Mammalia, Eulipotyphla, Talpidae.